Messenger RNA from Aphis gossypii (cotton aphid), 2221 nucleotides. RefSeq lists its product as uncharacterized. The transcript is spliced from 9 exons. Lineage: Eukaryota; Metazoa; Arthropoda; Insecta; Hemiptera; Aphididae. The record is from RefSeq and is a predicted model, not a curated record. Bases 384 to 1079 code for a protein of 231 amino acids.
CCCAUACAGCGUUAACAGUAAACAAUAAACGCGUCGACUGUCGAGGCACAACACUAAACAUUAAUUUAAUAUUUUGCAUAGAAAAUAACGUCUUUACUCUUUAGUCUUUAGCCAUCAUUGAUUUUACUCAUUUAUGCUCGUUCUGAGUUCAUACAAAGUCAGUGUUUUUUUUUUUUUUUUUUUUAGUUAACGAUUUUUCAAUUUAACUCUGUUUCGCUAAACGAAUCAAGUAGGGUCUUGACGGAUUUUCGUAAUCUACAAAAGUACACCAUCGACUAUAAUAUAAUAUAGGUUCAUAUUUUACACCUAUAUCGUAAAAAACGUAUAUAUGAUAUGUUUUUCAUUGGUUAAAGAUUAAGUUGGUUCUGUGCACUAAGAUAAGUAUGACAAAAAAAGUUUCUAAAUUGAAUUGGGAUGCAGAACCGGAAAUAGGUGAACAUGAAGUCAGAUAUGCAGCAUAUGUUAUCAAAUCAACAAAAAAAUCUAGAUCAUCACCUGAGAAAAGACCAUUUUUGCCUUAUGGAGUUGGACCUGUUGUUGACUGUGAGAUUGAUGAUGAUAACGGAAAACCUGAUUAUUCAAGUUAUAGUAUAAUACCAAAAGAGAAUAAAGAAACAACAAUAAAAGAACAAACAAAAGAGUUAAAACAAACCAAAAAAACACCAAGUUCUGAAUUAUCUCUUGAUCACGUUUAUAAGGUAAUACGUGAAUUAAAACUACCAACAUUUCAAAGGGUUAUAAAACAAAAUAAAUUUGAAUUAAUAAGAAUAGCUAAACGUCGUCCAGAUCGGUCUCAUUUAUAUGUCGUUAAACUUUUGCUAAAUACAAUAUUUAAUCCUGUUCAGAAAGUUUGGAUAUAUUCACAAAUAAGGGAAGUAUUAAAUAUCCCACAUCAUGAAUUUAAAAGCGUUCAAUAUGUAUACACAGUAUUAGCACCUGAAGUAGCGCUAAUGGUUCUAAAACAUAAAUUCAAAUGCUUUGCUAAAAUAUGCAAUGAAAAUCAAUUGAGUUCUUUGUCACUUUUAAAUAGUACAUUUUUUGCUGAACGAUUUAAAAAGGAUUUACAUUGUCGAACCUAACAAAAUUAUAAUGUAUUAUAAUUAUUAUAGAUUGUAUGAUUUUUUUUUUUUUAUUAUUAUUAUAUAAGUAAAUGAUAUGUAUUAGUUAGGCAUUUAUUAUUUUUUAUAAAACGAUACUCACUUAAUUUUAAGUAGAAUUCAUUUUCAAGUGCUUAGAAGGCAUAUUUAAUUAAUUUAGUGAUAAAGACUGAACAUUAGGAAAUAAUUUAUCUUAAAUAUAAUUUAUUAUAUUGAUACCUUUAAAAUAUGUUUACAAUAAUAAAUUAAACUGACAUUUUUGUAAAAAAAUAUGUUUUAAACUGUUAUUCUUAAUUUUAAUAAUUUAUUGUUCAUAAAAAAAAACAUAUAGUUAAUUUAGUGCAUGUGUUGUAUGCUAUUUACAUUAAUAAGGUUAUCUACGCAUUUUCCUAUUCUAUCUUUAACACUAAACUAUCUUUAUGAUUGUAUUCACACAUGCUUCGUUGUCUAGUAUGUGUUCGGUACUUUUAAAAUGCGUCCGUAUUUGUAAUUUACUGUGUAUUUGAGUUUUUAUGAAAAUUAGUAAUUUGGGUGAAUUUUACAGGAACAUUAUUUUUAAAAAUGAAUCUUGUGUCAACUUUUUAAAAGAAAGUGGGUUAUUACCGAAUUUAAAUAUAUAUACUAAAUUAAAUGCUGCGGGUGAUAUGGUGACAUACUGACAUGAAAGAAACAUUAAAAAAUAGUUAAAAACAAAAUCCAAACAGUCAAUUAGUUAAAACUAAAUACAAGACAUAAAAGAUACAUAUUACAUAUUUGUCUAAAAUGAUUAUAAUUUCAAUGAAAACUGUAAAACUAUGAGCUCCAAUAAUAAAUUGUAGGUAAGUUUAGUAUAUAUUUCUUCGUGUAGAUACUAGAGAGUAUACAACACGUACCGUUAAUUUGAUAUUUUUUGGAUUUUUUUCAAAAAUUUAACAUUACCAAUUGAAAUAUUUUGAAUAUAAAUAACUUACUAUUGAAUGACCUAUGUUUUGGCAAUUUAUUUUUAUAUAAGUACCUAUUUUUAUAUUUUAUAGCUAUUAAUUUAAAAUUUUAUUUUUAAUUAAACCAUUUUAAUUUCUAAAAUAUAUAGAUAUUUCAUAGACCUUUAAUCUCAUAUUAAGUGUAAUAUAAAAGUAUAAAAUAGA